This is a messenger RNA of Bacillus rossius redtenbacheri, 3696 nucleotides long. It is a transcript of the gene Snap25, whose product is annotated as synaptosomal-associated protein 25. The record is from RefSeq and is a predicted model, not a curated record. NCBI's taxonomy places the organism in Eukaryota, Metazoa, Arthropoda, Insecta, Phasmatodea, Bacillidae. Gene Ontology annotation, cellular component: plasma membrane; SNARE complex. The transcript is spliced from 9 exons. The coding region runs from base 259 to 897 and encodes 212 amino acids. Gene Ontology annotation, biological process: exocytosis; synaptic vesicle priming; synaptic vesicle fusion to presynaptic active zone membrane. Gene Ontology annotation, molecular function: SNAP receptor activity; syntaxin binding.
AGUAUUCGUUGUGUUGGUCAUCAGUAGCAGACGGUGCGGCCACAGUGCGGCUUUCGGCAGUUUGACACCUUAGUUUGACGGAUGUGUAAUUUUUGUAGCUGUUAAAUUGGGAUUGAACGCGUUAUCUGAAGGUGUUGAUUGUUAUUGAUAUUUAGUUUCCUAUCUGAACGCAGUUUGUGAGAAACUGCUGUUGGCUGUCGAAAAGGCCUAACUACUGUUUCUGCUCUCUGGUUGUGCUGUUUGAAAGGUCGAGCCGAGAUGCCGACAGCGGCCGCAGCCACCCCCGAGGCCGGAGCGCCCCGCUCCGAGCUGCAGGAGCUGCAGAUGAAGGCGGGGCAGGUCACGGACGAGUCGCUGGAGUCGACGCGGCGGAUGCUGGCACUAUGCGAGGAGAGCAAGGAGGCUGGCAUCCGUACUCUGGUGGCCCUGGACGACCAGGGAGAGCAACUGGACCGAGUGGAGGAGGGCAUGGACCAGAUCAACGCAGACAUGAAGGAGGCUGAGAAGAACCUGACGGGCAUGGAGAAGUGUUGUGGUCUGUGUGUGUUGCCGUGCAACAAGUCGGCGUCCUUCAAGGAGGACGAGGGCACCUGGAAGGGCAACGACGACGGCAAGGUGGUCAACAACCAGCCCCAGCGGGUCAUGGACGAGCGGAACGGCCUGGUCACCCAGAGCGGCUACAUCGCCAAGAUCACCAACGAUGCCCGGGAGGACGAGAUGGAAGACAACAUGGGCCAAGUGAACACCAUGGUGGGCAACUUGCGCAACAUGGCCAUCGACAUGGGCUCGGAGCUGGAAAAUCAGAAUCGCCAGAUCGACAGAAUCAAUCGCAAGGGCGAGUCCAACGAGACAAGGAUAGCAGUGGCCAACCAGCGAGCCCAUGACCUGCUCAAGUAAUCGACGAGUCUGCGCGUCGCCACCUACUGAAGUGCUUAUCUUUAUAUCAUAAAAGUAUCUAUAAUAUAGAACAUGUCGUACCAUCAAUUAUUAUCGCAGUUGUAAAGAAAAAAAAUAUUGAGCAGUUUAUUUUAAAAAGUUAUUGCUUAAUUCUGUCGUGGGACGUAAGGCCACUUCAGAGAUUUUUUUUGUAUAGAGAUGUGUCGUGGUUACAACUGUUAAUAUUUUCACCUUUAUGACAUUUCAAGCAAUAACAUUUUGUUUAUUUUGCAUGAAAAUAGUCGGGAUCAAACAUUUCAGUGCAAAUAUUUGUUAUUUGUGUGUAAGUAUUUUUAUGACUUUGGUCAAAAACUUUAGGAAGAAUAUUUGUUACUUGUAUCGCAUGUGAAAAUGUUGUGGAAGUGGCUUUAUUUAAUUUUCAAGCCAUUUCCUAACUUUUAUUCUGCCUAUCAAAAUGUUAUGAAAGUUAUUUUUUGUGCCUGUUGUGAAUCUCUUGGAACAGCUGUCUUACUGUUGUGUUUAUUACCGGUGCUGCGUAGGAGUUCUCGAACGAAACUCUGCUUAAGGAUGCCAACAGAAGAAUCAGUAAGCUGUACAAGCUGUAGAAGCACCAGCAAGGAUCUAAAUCACUACUAACAUCUAACUUUGCUGAAGGUAAAAUACAAGCAGUUUGUUGUUUCCAUUCGUUAGGUUCACUACUCUCCCUUCGGCAGCCGAGGCUUGCACGUACACCUUUGUUCUCCCACCACGCCCAAACGUACUUAUGUGUGUCAACUUACCGGUAGUGUGGAAGGCUCUCUUCAAGGAGCAGUUGUUACUUCUGUCCUCGACUCUUUACUGUCCAUAAAACUCCAAGCUUUGGUGUCUCCCCGCAUUGAACUCCUGUGUGGACGUAGCGAGUAGGUAAACUGUUCAACUAUCCAGACCAUGUGGACCUUGAGCGGUUCUGUGUACAUAAUGUAAAUAGCAAAUUGAAAAUAACUUGGAUUUGAAGUCCUUAUUUCGUGUUAAAUUUGUGAGAUUGAACUUUGUCUCUUUUGUAAUGGAAAUAUAGUGGUGUAGAAUUGGAAUUUGCAGUUUCCUUUGUUUAGAAAUCAAAAUGAAACUAUUUUGUUUCUAGACUUAUGUAUUAGUUAUUUUAAGGAAGAAAAUAUUUAUAUUUAGGCUUUUGUAGGCAUUAAUAGUUUACUGGCAUAAGAGCAAAUUUUUUUCUAUUUUAAGAAACACAUUUUGCUUAUUUAAGGAUAACUCCAUAUCAUAACAGUGCAAGUAAUGGUAGGUGCAAAAGUUAAUAGCUUUGUUCUAACUUAAUAAUUAAAACAGCUAUGACUGUCAAUUGUCUUCACAUCAAGUUAUUUGUAGGACUGCAGCAAUGACAUCUUGUUAAAUUAUUUUAAUGCAUGACAAUUACAAUAGUUUAAUAUAAGGGAUAGUGCUUGAUGUGUGUAGUUCUGAAAUAUGGACUGCUCUGAAACAUUUGUAGAUGUUACAAAGCCCCCAAGAAAUGUGUACAUUGUGUUCUUAUGCCAUACAUUUAUUUAAAAGUUCUAGAAUAGUUUACAAGUUCUAAUCGGAUUAGAUGCAGGCAUUGUUGCAUCAUCUGUUUUGUUAGCUGUUUAAAUGAAGGCAUUGCAGACUACAUUACAUUACAUUACAUUACAUAACACUAGGGUGGUAAUCCUAUAAAUGGCUGUGUCGCAGAAAAAGAAAUACGUAGUAGAUAAUGAAGUUUAAUAAGUUAUUGUUUUUUAUAAGUAACAUUUUCUGUCAUGUUUUUCUGUUUUGUGUUAAUGUAUGUAGUGAAUAACGAAUAAUGUUCUCAGGUUGUGUGUACUUAUUACUUAUUCUCAACUUGAGUCUGAUGGUGUGUACUUAAAACCCUAUUGGUGCAACUGUUACAUUUCUGUUCUUGCGACUAAUAAUACUUGUACUGGCAUUACUAUUAAGUUGCAACACGUAAAAUAGAUUUUACUCAGCAUAUUUACUGUUUUUGUCUCAAAUAUUUACACAAGUUUAUCUUGCUGCAAUAAUCUGUCAUUGUGAUACCCUACCUAUAGUUCUGUCCCAUAAUUUAGCAUAAUACUUAAUUCACUAGUCUUUAAAGUACUGUAAUGUUUAAAUUUGUAUUUUUGUGUAGCCAGUUUGGGUCAUUUAAAACAGUGAUGAAAUUACAGUAUAUUUUCUUAACAUUUUAAAUUACUGGAACUUAAAGAAAACCCUAGAAAUUACAGGUCUCAAAUUACAGCGGAUUGUGAUUCUGGGAGGUAGAAAUUAGUGAAUGUUAUUUUGACUGUAAAUUAUUGUCUCAUGUAAAAUUUUUCGCAUUUGUGUGUACAAAGUAUUGUACUCUGUUUCUAGGUUGGGUUUUCAGGUUGGCUGUUGCGACGAGCAAAUGUAUGAAUGUUUUAUAUUCUCAAUGUGUACUUCAACUCUGCUACGGAGGAGAUACCUGGUGCCACACACACACUGGGUUGCGUUUGAUUCGGCAGGGGUGUCAACUCUAGCAGGACAUUGGUUGACGCGUCAAUCAAAUACACUGGACGAGCAUCAGUUAGUCUUAUAUCAUGAGCAUUUAUCUACUAUAAAGUUUAAGUGGUGAGAGUAGAUUGCAAUAUUUUUUUAUAAAAACUGAUUGUGAGUUGCAGUACAAGUGGAUUCAGCGAAGGCUCAAAGAAUUUUGGCUUGGUUCCUCCUCCUUAGCCGAGUAGAUUUCAUUCAAGUGUAACUCGACUUCAUGUCUCCAUAGCGUUAGAGCACGUGCCCUCUGUACUUACUGAGGUGAAUAUAUGAUCUAUAAAA